Cynocephalus volans (Philippine flying lemur) is the source of this 462-nucleotide messenger RNA. RefSeq names its product small ribosomal subunit protein eS7-like. The record is from RefSeq and is a predicted model, not a curated record. Gene Ontology annotation, biological process: rRNA processing; translation; ribosomal small subunit biogenesis. Gene Ontology annotation, cellular component: 90S preribosome; ribosome; cytosolic small ribosomal subunit. Gene Ontology annotation, molecular function: structural constituent of ribosome. Bases 1 to 462 code for a protein of 153 amino acids. NCBI's taxonomy places the organism in Eukaryota, Metazoa, Chordata, Mammalia, Dermoptera, Cynocephalidae. The transcript has a single exon.
AUGAAGCCCAAGGGCGAGAAGCCGGACGAGUUCGAGUCCAGCAUCUCCCAGGUGCCGCUGGAGCUGGAGAUGAGCUCGGACCUGAAGGCUCAGCUGCAGGAGCUGAACACCACAGUGGCCAGGGAAGUUGAAGCUGGUGGUGGUCGGAAAGCUAUCAUAAUCUUUGUUUCGGUUCCUCAAAUGAAAUCCUUCCAGAAAAUCCAGGUCCGGCUAGUACACGAAUUGGAGAAAAAGUUCAGUGGGAAGCACGUUUUCUUUAUGGUUCAGAGGAGAAUUGUGCCGAAGCCAACUCGAAAAAGCCCUACAAAAAAUAAGCAAGAGCGUCCCAAGAGCUGCACGCUGACAGCCGUGCACGAUGCGCUCCUUGAGGACUUGGUCAUCCCCAGUGAAAUUGUGGGCAAGAGAAUCCGUGUGAAACUAGAUGGCAGCCAGCUCAUAAAGGUGCACUUGACCAAAGCAUAG